Messenger RNA from Naegleria gruberi, 3006 nucleotides. RefSeq lists its product as uncharacterized. Lineage: Eukaryota; Heterolobosea; Eutetramitea; Acrasida; Naegleriidae. Gene Ontology annotation, biological process: DNA repair; chromatin remodeling. The transcript is spliced from 4 exons. The coding region runs from base 1 to 3006 and encodes 1001 amino acids. The record is from RefSeq and is a predicted model, not a curated record. Gene Ontology annotation, molecular function: ATP binding; ATP-dependent chromatin remodeler activity; DNA helicase activity.
AUGUCCAAACGUAAAAAAGAUUCCAUCAUUGUUGAUGAAGAUGAAGAAGAAACAAGACAACCACGAGUUGAUCAUCAAUCGGAAGAAGAAUUUUCAGAUAUAGAAGAUGAAGAUGACUCACCUCCGCCUCUUUCAGAUUCCGAUCAUGAUGAUGAUGACCACAAUCAUGAUCAUCGGAAUAAAAAGAAGAAGAAGGAUUUGAGUAAAUUAAAAUUGCAAAAACCAAAAAACAAAACGCUGGAUUUUAAUGUAUUUUUGAAUAGAAUUAAAUCAUUGCAAAUUGAUUGUGAGUGUUUGAAUGAGAUGAGAGAUGUUGAUCAGUUGCCGAAUCCUUCAUCAAAAUACUUGUUGAAUUCGUGUAAAUUGAAGAAUCAUCAGUGGCAAGCUGUUUCUUGGUUGAAGAGUUUAUUGUUGGAUAACAAGACGCAUGGUGGAAUAUUAGGUGACGAUAUGGGUCUUGGUAAAACUUUGGAGGUGAUUAGUUUUUUCUGUUAUUGGAUGGAAAGUACUGACAAGGAAAGUUCAAGGAAACCAUUUCUAAUUGUUUCGCCAUUGUCAUUGAUUGAAAAUUGGUGUUUGGAAUUUAACAAAUUUUGUGGAAAUUCUGUUCGUGUGUUGAGAUAUCAUGGAAAUCAAGAAGAACGUGCAGAAUUGCAAGAUACUUUGAAUGAGGAGUUUGCGGAGAGUGGAGAAUUUCCAUAUGAUGUUAUUGUUACAUCAUAUGAAACAGUAACAAAUGAUGAAAGUUUUCUUUCUGGUUUCGAAUAUAAAUGUCUUUGUGUGGAUGAAGCUCACAGACUGAAAAAUCCAAAUUCAAUCCUUUACAAGGCCCUCCAACAAAUCUACAAGUAUGAAAGAGUCAUUCUCAUGAGUGGUACUCCAUUAAUGAACAAUACAAAAGAACUGUGGGCUCUCCUAUAUUUCUGUGCUCCAACUUACUUUGAUCAUUUAUUCGAAACAUUUGACAGCUGGUUCCCUCAGCAAUGUUUCCUCUCCAAAUCAACUUUGAAGAAAUCCAUCUCUGAGAGUGUAGAUAUUGAAGAAGAUAUUGAUGAAAAUGUUGAGGAUGUGGAUGCUGAUUCUGUGAGGAAUAAUUUCCAAAUUGUUCUCAAGCCAUUCCUUCUUAGAAGAACAAAGAAUCAAGUUCUCAAGAAUGAUCUUCCUCCAAAGGAAGAACACAUCAUCUAUACUAGGUUGACAACUUUACAAAAGAAAUUCUACAAGGGUUUCCUCAUGGCUGAUAGAAAUGCUAUUGGUAAGAAGAAUUCUAGAGGUCUCAGCAAUGUCCUAAUGAGUUUACGUAAAUGUUGUGAUCACCCCUAUAUGUUUGAAGGAGCAGAAGAAGAACCAUUUGUUGAAGGUGAACAUAUUGUGAAUAACAGUGGUAAAAUGAUUAUUUUAGACAAACUAUUGAAAAAGCUCAAACAAGAAGGGCACAAGGUUUUGAUCUUCUCUCAAAUGACUCAAAUGUUGGACAUUUUACAGGACUACUUUUCUUUCAGAAAGUGGAAUUAUGAACGACUCGACGGUUCUGUCAGAGGAGAGGAAAGAUUUGAAGCAAUUAAGAGUUUCACAGAUAAGGAUGUGUUUGUCUUUUUGCUCUCCACUAGAGCAGGAGGUGUUGGUUUGAACUUGACCAGUGCGGAUACAGUUAUUUUUAUGGAUAUGGAUAUGAAUCCUCAAAUGGAUUUACAAGCUCAGGCCAGAUGUCACAGAAUAGGUCAAGAUAAGCCAGUAACAGUUUACAGAUUGGUCACUGAAAGCUCAGUAGAAGAAGUAAUCUUGAAAAGAUCAAUGAAAAAGAUUGCUCUAUCCAUCAAUACUAUUGAUACAUCAUCUGCCGUUUCGAAUGCAUUUGAUUCAAGCUCUGAUGAAAAACUCUCUUCCGAUACUAUUAUGGAAAUGAUUUCAUUUGGAUUACACAAAAUUAUGGACUCUACCUCUGACGUCAGUGCUGAAGAAUCAGAUGAAAAGCUUCUUGGUAUCACCAUUGAUGAAUUAUUAGCCAAGAAGGGACCUAAGAGAUUGAGUUUAUCUUUAGAAAGUGCUGCGGAGAGUUUACAAGAUGUUGAAUCUGGAUCCAUUUACAUGUACGACGGAAUUGACUAUCGACCAAAGACAACUUCAUCUUCAAAGGAUGUGGAGGCAUUACAAAACUUGUUGGGAGAUGCUGGCAUUGAUCUAUGUUCUCAAAAAACAGAUCACCAUACUAAAUCUAAGAAAAAGAAGGCAGCUCCAAAGAAGAAACCAAAGAAGAAAGAAGUUGAAAAGGACGAAUCUCUCAUAUUAUCUCCUUCAGAUGAUGAAGACGAUGAUGGAUACAUUUCACCUAUUUCAACCAGAACAAGAGGUUCCAAAAGAAAUGCAACAACCAAGAGAAGAAAGAUUAAAACUAGUGAUGAUGAAGAUGAGGAAUCUGAGUAUGAUGAAUUUGAUCCACAUUUGAUUGAAAUACCUGAUGAUUGGGAAUUGGACCUUUAUCUAAUGGAAAAACAAUUCAACAAGGAAGAAGAUGAUGAACCAUUCUCUCCAAUCACUUCCGACAGUAAUACUAUUCAAUAUGUGAAAGGAGAUGUUACUCAACCUGAAAAAUAUGAACACUCAGGUACUAGAUUUAUUGUCAAUGUUAUUUCAGAUUUUGGACAAUUUCCAAAUGCUGGUAUUUCUAAACAUAUUACCAGCAAGUACGGGAAGAAAAUCAAGCUAAUUUAUGAAAAUGCUUGUGAACAGGAUCUUAUCUCAGUCGGUGAGGCUCAACUCACUCCUGUAAAGAGUAAGAAGGGAUCAACCUAUAUUGUAAAUGUAAUUGCUCAACACUAUGAGAAAUCAAAGGGUCACGGUCCAAUUAUUAAUAGUGCUCUAGAGAUUGCCCUAGCAAAAGUCUGUUACUCUGCUGUCACAAUGGAUGCUACAGUGCACAUGCCUAGAAUUGGAUUUGGAAUUCAAGGUUUUGAUUGGUAUUCAACUGAAAGAAUUAUUAAGGUUUGUUUGCUCUUUACAUUUUAA